This is a messenger RNA of Plasmodium coatneyi, 10224 nucleotides long. RefSeq lists its product as uncharacterized. NCBI's taxonomy places the organism in Eukaryota, Apicomplexa, Aconoidasida, Haemosporida, Plasmodiidae. The record is from RefSeq and is a predicted model, not a curated record. The transcript is spliced from 2 exons. Bases 1 to 10224 code for a protein of 3407 amino acids.
AUGAGGGUGGCCCUCCUUUUUUCCCUGAGCCUGCUAUUCCUCGCAGCGCAUGAUGUUCUGUGCAGCAAAAAAAAAGGAAAACUUCUUGGAAGUUUUCCAAAGAGUAGCAACUUAGUGGAGUACCUCUCCUUUUUAGCCGAGGAUGAAUACAAAACAUUGUUGCAAGAGGUAGACAGCGAAUUAUUCAAUAAAAUAAAAAAAAAAGAAAUAGUGACCAAGGAAAAUAUAGCGUCGACCUUAAAAUUACUAGAUAAGAAAUAUAAAGAAAUUGACGAUGGAGCUAAAAAGCGGGCAAUAGCAAAUAUCAUUAUUGAUAUUAGGGAGGCUCUUCAGAAAAAUAUCCCCCAAGUGGACCAAAACAACGAAGAUGUGGAGAGCAAAAAAGAGCUAAACAAAAGCAACUUUUUACUUAAACUAGAAAAUACAUAUAUCAAGAGAGACUUAGCCAAUUUUAAAAAAAUUACAGAAGACAUAUCUAUAAGAAAAUCCUACUUGGAUAAAAAAUUUAAAAUGUGUGGCAUAUCGAGUGAACAGUUUUUAUAUGGAGCCCCCGGAAAAAUCAACCUAUCAGAUAGUAGCAUAAGAGAGAUAGAUUACCCUCUCUUCAUUAACAUUAUAAAUAAGGAUGCAUGUCAAGAUGAUCUAUCCUCAAGUAGCAGUAGCUCCUUCCAAUCGAUCCAGCUUAACAAAUUUAUCGAUCUGUACAAACCCGUUCUUGAUUUCAACCUAGAACUGCUAGAAAUUGCACUGAAACAUGAAAUGAAGGCAUAUGAAGACUCAAAGAAGGAGAUCUUUUUCCUCAUUCGAGACCAUUAUAAAAAUUAUGGAGAAGUGAAGAAGUUCCUGCUGAACAUCCCAAUGAGCAAACUUCCUGAUUCUAAGCCAAAUGAUGAAAUGAAAAAAGAAAUCACGGAAUAUAACAGGAUCUUUACCUACUCUGGGGGAAUUUCCGAGGGGAACAGCAAACCGGCUGAUAGGCACAUCCUCGGUAGACAUGCUAAGGAACCUGUAUACAUUCAACCCAAGAGAUUUAAAAGAAUUAUAAAAAUUCCCGUGAAGAGAAAAAAAAAUUUUACAAAUUAUAAAACACAUAUUAAGGUCAAAUCGCCUGUCAAAGUUGGCCAACUGUUUCUUAGGAAGAAAGAAAAUUUUGAGCAAGACAAAAAGAAUAUAUGCGAGUAUCACAUAUUUUUAAACAAGUGUCAAGAGAAAGAAGACGAGGUAGGAGCUGACGCUGUUGCAGACGCCAUUGCAGAUUUUGAUACGAAGACUGUGCCAGUGGAACACAUAACAGUGUCCAGCCCCCACACAAGCGGUAGCAAUAUUUUAAAAAUGAUAAGAAUUAGAAAGUUUUUUUCUAAAGAUUCCACGGGGGAUGAAAUUGAAAAGGAUCAUCCACAACCGUUAGAACAUGAAGGACAAGGUACACCACCCUGUCCAGAAAACUCCCAGUACAUUAGGGAUGGUUACUUUUAUGCCAUCCCCCUAAUCCACUUUAACUACCCAUCAGGUAGUAUGUACUGUAUACCCUGUUCUAGCUAUGAUAAAAGUACAUAUGAAAAGUGCGAUUUCAGGGAUCAUUUUAUCAAUCUCAAUUAUGGCAACAACUGCCUUGUAUGUGUCCCCACUGGUGCACUUAACACUUGCAUCUGUAAUGUGAAUACGAUGAACAGGUCAGCUCAAGAAAUACUGGUGAAACAUCCGCAGGUUAUUUUGCAUCACCCGCAUGAUCAGAGUUGUAUGUACAACAACGUAUGCACCAGUUGUGCCCAUCCCAGUAGUAAAACCUUUAGCCUUUUUCAGAGAAGCUAUAUUUGCCCGCAUUGUAAAUUAAGGAGAUCGCCCAAGGGGGAAGAUUCCAUUGGUGGACAUUUUACUGAGAUGCCAUCCUGCAAGAGUCAGCAGGGCGCGUUCUCCGGACAGGGCGUGUCGAAUUUUACCAUCCUUGAUGAUGAUGAGGAUGACGAUUACAUGCGGGGAAUAGUGACCUCUGGGAAAAAAGUGGACGAUAAGAAGAAAACGCAUUCAGAUGAGAAGCCACAUGGUGAGAAAGGACGAGACCAACCAAAGGAUCCAAGUGAAAACGAUCAGCCAAAAGAAAGAUAUUUCAAAAAGACGUACAAGAUAGACAUAAAUGCAAACGAGUACGACGAAGAAGAACAGAGAUCCCCCAAUAGGGUGGUGCCCCUAAGCAGCGAUUUCUUCGAUGAAGGCAACGUAAAGAGGAAAGAUGGGGCCCACGAUGAGGAUGAGGAGGACGACGAGGAGGUUGAAGACGAAGAAGAGGAGGAUGAGGUAAAAGAGGGGAAGAAGGACACGGAGAAAGGUGGAGAAAAGGAGGGGGAAAAUGGACCAGAUGUCAUCGGAGAAGACGAGGAAAACGAAGCAGAUGAAGAUGAUGACGGAAACGAUGAAGAUGGAAUUAGAAGGAAGGAAAAAUUAUCAAUCAAGGAAGGAGAUAACCAAAUGAACGAGCCUGACCUGCGUAUGAACAACAAAGGAACGGCAAAGAAACGCCAACGAAAAGAUGACGAAGCGGGUAAGGGGGACGUAAAGCGAGAGGACAAAACUCAUGUCACGGGUAAAGAUCUCGAAAUGGAAGAAGAGGAUGAUGCCAUCCUAGAUGACACGAAUAUUUACGAUUUUGGAGAAAUGCUGAAGAGCGACAAGCACAUGAACUAUUUUAAGGACCUCUAUUACAGCACUGUCCAUAACAAAGACAGUAAUGAAAACAGGGAAGAAGAGAAGAGCUUCCUCCUAAACUUGAGGUUUUUAUAUAAGACUACAUUCUUUACCAGGAAGAGGACAGUUGUAAGUGCCUUUUUGAAAACGCCUAAUUUAGACGUCCAGUACAACAAGGGGAAAAUCCUCUUUUUAUUCAAAAAUUUGUUCAGCAAAAUUUUUAAAGACGUAGAUUAUAAAAUUAAGGAAUCGCUAGUUCAGAUGAUCCCGGUGGUGGAGAGUGAUGAAGAGGAGGAUGCAGAACUAACCGGGUUCGAUAUGGAUUUUGGAAAAGUAAAGGAGCAUUAUGCUGGUUCGAUUAACAUGUUUAGGCACUCCGUUUUUGACAUACACAAUAUGGCUAUUUAUUUUAUUGGGCCAGAUGAAAAGUACAUUCUUCUCGAGGACAUCAUCAGAGAGAUACACCAAGAAAGGGAGGGUAAACCCUCCGAUGGGGUUGUGACACGCUACGAAGAGGGGGACACCCAGGAGGGGGAGACGUUCCCCGGAGAGGAAGCGGUGGAGCAGGUGUCAAACGGAGAGGUGAAUGAGACUGAUCAAGCGGAACAAGCGAAACAAGCGAAACAGGAGAAGGAAGCAGAACGAGUGGGAACGGACAAGGACGAAGGCGAAAACCGGGAGAAGGAGGACCAGAAUGGGAGCUCUCAGAAAGGUGAACCUGACCAGGAGAAGCGCGCAGAAUCAGAUCAGGAGAAAGGAAAAACAGACCAAGAAAAAGACAAAGAAAACCAAGAGAAAGACAAAGAAAACCAAGAGAAAGACAAAGCAAACCAAGAGGAAGGCGAAGCAAAACAGGAGAAAGGCAAAACGAAACAGGAGAAGCACAAGUCAGAGAAGGCGAAAAAAAAAGCGGACAAGCUGAAACUGAAAAAGGCAAAGCUGAAUCAGGAGGUGGAAAAGUUGAAGCCGAAGGAAGAGGAGACGAAGCCCAUGCUGGGUGGAGAGACGCAAGGUGAAGAAGCAAAAUUAACGGACAAACCAACCGAAAAAACAGAGGACGUCUCCCCCAGUGGAAAGGAAGCAGAAAGCGAAAAGGGCCAACAGGAACACAAUGCAGAAUUCCUGAAAAUCCUAUCGAAUUAUGGAAGUCUGCUCUCCAAGGAGGACAUGAGCGUGAUCAAAGACAACAUAAAUAAUCUGGUCGUCGACAAAAGGAUAAUAAACGGAGGAGAAAUCAUAGAAAUUAUUAUAAAAAGGAAUGAGCCCAAGCGAGAGAAAGAACAGGUGGACGAAAGUAACGAUAAGUACGAAUCCAUUUCCAUUGAUGGUGAUGAAGGUGUAGACACAAUUAACGAAACAGUGAAAAAGUACAUGGAAAAAUAUUUCAGCGUUCACAAUAUACCCAUAUAUUAUAUAGAAAAUGGGAAAAUUUCAAAAAACACCAUCCAUGUCACAUCGGAUGUUAACUGCAAUUUGGACAUGCUCAAGAUGAGCAUCCUCGGAAUCAGCAACAUUACGGACAAGUCGAUAGAUCAGUUUAAUUUUUUCCUCGUCCCGAAGGAAGUCGAGUUUUACAACCCAAGCGUAUUUCAGGAAAUUCCGCACUCCAUCGGGAACGUGCAAGAUUUGCAUAACUAUAGCAGAUCGAUGGGGCGAAAAAUAGUGAUUGCUUCGGUUGAUGAGAAAGACAUGGACAGUAUAAGACCCAAAAGUUUCGACUACUUGUACGAGUCGAAUAGAGAAGGUGAGGAGUUCGUCCCGGGGGAGGAGGAGUUCGUGCAGGCGCUCGCUGCAUCAGAAGUGACCGACGACAAGGCAACCCUGGGAAGCGAAAUUACCCUUAGCAAGAAGAGUAAGCAUAUCGUACCUGAUGAGAAACCCCCAACGCGAAGUUACGAAGAGAGCGAAAUCGAGUAUAUAAACAAAGAAAUAACCAUUUUGGAAGAUGAAGAAUUGUACAGAAAGGGAAGUUAUUACAGCUUCUUUGAAAUUUACCUGGACAACCCGAAUAGGAAAGUGAACGUCUACAACGCACCGAUUCAGAAGACGUAUAACUUGCAUCUCUUCGCAGUGGACCUUAUGAACAAAAUAGUGCACGUGCCGUCCACAUUUAUAAAUACCAACUCGUACAAGAAGGGCAUGUCCAUCCUGGACAUAUACACUUGCUUGGAAUAUUUCUCCUUUAACAGAGAUACGAACGUUAUUAGUUCGAUUAUUUACGACAAAUCGGUCACCUUAUAUGAAAUUCUGAAGCACCUGAAGGAGAAGGACGAACAUCUGCUCAUUCGAAAUAAGAGGACGGAAGACUGUGAAGACGUGGACGAUUUGAAAAAUGUAAAAAUUCCACAAUCCGUAAAUUUAAAGGAUUCCAAAAUAAUACAUUUGGAAAUACCAAUAUUUUAUCUAGAUGAACAGUCCUACUUUUAUCAUGACAGAUUAACGCUGAUGAAUGUGCCAGAAAAUAUGACCGCAUUGGAUUUGUCCAAUUUGGUGAAGAAUAUAAUUAACGCUAAAUUGAUUUCCUACAACAUAAAUACCCUUAAGGAUUUACAAAUUUUUACCAUCCGGGAGAAGAAGUGGGAAAAUGUGGAUGACAAGUUAACCGUCAGUGAAUUAAAAAUGAACCACAAUGAUUUGUAUACGCUUUUUAUUAGGAAAAAAUUUUUGUCGAAAAACAACUUCCAGAUUUUAGCUAAUUUGGAAAUCGAUUUAGCCGAUAGUAAUAUCUACAUAAAGAAGCUGGACAUUUACAUGAACUAUAAUUUUGGUCCGUAUAGCUUGCACCAUUUAUCACUCUACAUUGACUCUAACAAUUUGAAGCACCUGGUGCUGAGAAAUACGAAUGCAUUCAUUUCGGACUCCUUUUUGCGCGAGUUUUUCUUUGUGUAUAGCAGGAGGCACCCGGUGGGGGGUGGUUACAAAGUGGCGCACCCAGAACAGGACAGCGCACCUUCGGUGAACUACCAACUCAGCACCGGUCAAUUCAGUAGCGAUCAACUGAACAGCGGAGAUAACUCAGAAGUGCACAUCGACGACGAGGAAGAAUCCAAAGGGGGGGAUAAAAAAAUAGCUUUCCUCUUCCUCCUCAAUAUGCUUAGCAGGUUCUACAAGAUAAAAUUCAGUGCGAGCAGAAUGGUGGAGACCGUCCUGGCGUCGCUGCUAGAACUGAGCGGGAAAGACUCAGUCGAAAACCCACUACUGGAAGUGAAAAAGUCGUCAAAGAAGACCAAAAAUUUGGAACUCUACCUAGGGACCAACUCCAAAAAGAUAUCAGUAAAGAAUGUACCCCUAUCCCUAUUGGUGUGGAAAUUUAUCAACAUACUGAUGAGAGGAUCCUUCAACAUCCCCGUGGAAGAAAAAGAAAAGUUGUACAAUUUAUUUGUAAUCGUACCGAGGGAUAAGGAAAAGGUGAAGAACCACGACUACUACUUUAGCUCCAUCCCUGGGUAUACCAUAGAAGAAGUGCUAAAAAUUAUAGAAAAGGACAACCUACUUCUGAUGAAGGCAUACCCAGAUCACCUCAACCAUAUUCGGAAUAGCGAACAUUUCGACUCGUAUAUGAUGUUCCCUCUUGAUUCGCUACCCUCCGUCAUCGACUUUAACAACCCGGUUGGGUCUCUAAGCUUUUACGUUAACUACAAAAAUGAAAAAAAAAUUACACACAUUAUUAACGUGCCAGAGAAGAUAACCACAGAUAAACUGCUCAAGAGUAUCCUGCUAGAUAUGUACUCCAAGUGGCAGAAAUUGCCAAAGGAUGAGAAGAUUAAAUUUUCGCUUUACGUGGACAACGACGAAAUAACGGAUGCAAAAAAAAAAAGUGACCAGAAAAAGUCUAAAAAGAAUUACGUCGAUUUGGACAAAAUAACAGAAGUAGAUACGAUAAACGUUUCUGAUGCAGAAUUGAAGACGGCUCAGCUGUACGAUAAGACAUUGAGGGAGAUCCUAGUAAAGGACUACAUCGAUUAUAAUAAUAUUUCCGUGAGUGGAUACACCCUAUCCAUUUACGUGUAUGACGGUGUGGCCUACAAACCGGUGGUCAUUUUUAACGUCCCCUUGAGCGCAACCAACAAGGACAUUAUAAACUUCCUACUGAUAAAGGCAAAUCAUAUUAACACGAAAAAAUUGGUGGACGAAUUUCUGCUGCUGAACGAAGAGUCCUUUAUUUUGAUGAAGACAAAAACCAUUGUGGAGCAAAAUGUCGUUUUCAUAGGCGAACUCACAGAACUAAUCAAUUUGGACAGAACCAAACUGUACAUAGUUCAUAAGCCCCUAUUUAACCCACUAGACGAUAUAUUCAGAAAUGUGGCAGGAAGAAAGUAUGACUUCAAGUCGGAAAAGAAUACCGUUAUAAAUGUGAGUGAGGAGAAGGGUACCCUCACCCUUAAUCUCAUGUUUAACAAAAACAAAAAAAAAGUUUUAACUGUUCUGAACAUUCCACAUAAUAUGUACAUUACAGAGUUUCUACGAUUUGUCAUUGGAUAUCAGCGAAAAUGGAUCUACAAAUAUGUCAACUUUUACCUCAUUAAGGGAAGCGAAAAGUACGUCCUAAACGAUUAUAAGGAUGUUAUACGGUAUGGAAGAACUAUCAGCGAAAUUUUCAAAAUGUGUAAAUCUGGAGACCCAUGUACCCUUCACAUUGAAUUUAUGGGUCAUGACUCAGCCAACAAGUUGAAGAAGGAAAACCUAGACAACAAAGACAGGGGAAAUGUAGUCAUAAAGGAGUUAAGAAGUAAACUUAUGGCAGACGAAAUUGACAAUAAAAAACUAGACAUCUCCGUUGUCUGCUUCGAAUACAAUGCAGGCCUCUACGAGAAGCACCUUUUUGGAGCAUCCAGAAUUUGUAACAUUCCGAAAAAUUACACCGUGGCGGAUGUACUGGCCUACGUGAAGAAAAAGUUGAAAGAAGAAACGAAGAUGAAAAAUGUGGAUGACCUACAACUUAGAAUUAUAUUUAACGAAUCUUAUGUAACCAUACCAGCCGAACUGAACAUGGAAUAUGUGAUAAAUUACUACUUUACUAAUGCGCCGUCUAUUGUUUCCGUCUCGGAGAAGGAUGAACUAUUGAACCUUGUGCAUGUGACUCUCCACGAUACCGUCAUAGACAUAAAGAAUGACACCUUUGUGAAGAAGAGCAUACCGCUGUACAUAAAAAAAGGAAGACAUUUGCAAAACGUGAAAUUGAAAAAUAUUCCUUUUGGCAUUACGGAGGACAACUUAGUUACCUACCUGCUAAAUUAUUUAACAAAAAAUGCAGAAGUGAUUAAAUUUAUGAAAGACAACACGUCAGUUUGUAUCUACCCGAAUUGUAACCCUGUGUAUGUCCACUUGGAGAAGAAGCAGCUCUCCUUCGUUGCGUCUUUAUCAUACCACAUCGCCAAGAAGAAAAUCAUCUAUUUGUCUACAGUCGAAUCGCAUGAAAAUUUCUACAGCCAAAUGAGUCACUUCGAAUUCAACUUUGAAAAAUCUCAAUAUUUUAGCGAAACAAAAGCCAACAAGAAAAACAAUAACCCAGAUGUCCUAAUGAACAUCGAUGUGAAUAUUCACUUCCCAAAUGUGCAUAAAACUAUUCGAGUGAAAAAUUUCAACAUGGACAUGGAGAUAGAAGAUCUGCUAAGCAAAACGUUUCAAUCUAUAACGACGAAGAGUUACAAGUGGAAGGAUCUGUUCACCUUUGUUGGGAGCAAUUCCAAGUAUAACCAUAAUGGUCUGGGGAAAGACAAACCAGAGGGAAACUACCAGGAAGAUAAGAAGGCAAAAACGUUUAAGGACCAGCUGUACGAAGAAGGAAACAUCACCUUCAUCUUUAAAUCGGAGCAUAAUGCAAUACAUGAUUAUUUAAUUUCCAGAGUUAUCUACAUGCCUGCUAUGAUAAACUACCAGACAAAAUACAUCUCCCUAAAAACGAGCAUUAGCGGUUUUCACAACAAUUCCACGACGUUGUAUGGGUUCCCAAGUUACUUAACCCCUGCAUUCACACUCACCAUAGUGCAAUACAAUUUUUUCAAACUGAUAGGGAAGACGUACUUGGACCUCUUCGGGUGUUCGUACGAUGAUAGGUUUAACGAAGAGGAUCCGUAUGAUCAUACGCAAAUCGCAUUAAAAAAGAGAGACCCCAUUUUGAAGGAUUCCCUCAAGGGAGAAAGCAAAAAGGAGAAAAUGAGACUUAUCAUGAGGGUCAGAAAGAAGGAUGUGAAAUACAUCGACACAAUAAAAGAUUUGACAACCUCCGAAUUAAACAUAGAAUGUCAGAAGUUAGAAAAUGAGGAAGACAUGGAGGAGUGUACCGAUAUGAUAUCAGCUCUCAACACGUCGUCCAUAUUCUGGAGGAGUAGCGUCUUAGGUUUUAUGGCAAAUUCAGUGGUCAUCCGGGAUAAUUACAACAACACGUUGAUGCUGCCAUACAUUGACUUCCGAGUGAAUGAAAAAAUUCUUCUCCAAAAUAUUUUGUGCCACAUUAACUUGUCGCCUUACUUGUAUAAGCUCUUCGAAUUGACCCACAUUGAUAAGAAAGGAAUUAGUUUUAAGAAAGGACUGAAAAAUAGCGUGCCUCAUAUUCAGUGUUUGCUAUCUUACGGGUUCAGCAUUUACUUCGAUCUGAGUCACAACAACAAGUUGGAUAAUUAUUACGGGUUCCAAAUGGGGGGAGUAGAAUCUUUCGACAUAACCCAAGUACAUUCCUUCCAAAAUUUACAUGAACAACAUUUUGUGGAAUUCUUUCUUCACAAUUCGGAUGGAACACAUGUGUUUGUGAAGAAUGUAUAUAGAGACAUGACUGUAUCCACUCUCAUCAAUGAGCUGUCCAAGGCAAGAUAUCACAUCCACGGGGUGAAGUACAACGAGGUGUCCUCCUUCUAUAAGCUCAUCUACAUCCUAGACGGAAAGGAUGUAUUCGAAAUAAAGCCAGACGCAUCCAUCGAGGACGUGUAUGACAUUGUGCUGAGGUACUCCAAGUCGAAUUUUCUCCUCAAAGUGGUGAAGAAGGAUGAUCAAAGGGGAAGCGAUCGUACCGGUGAUGACGGAAGUAGCAACCUCGCGUUGAGUGACAUGCCCGAGAUGCACCUCAGCUCGUACCCCUCCAUCGUCGACCUGAGCCAAAACAACUUCCAAGUUGUGAUGUACCUCCAGCUGAAGGCACUGGAAAACAACAACCUCUUCAGAGACCCAACUACCCCCAAAAUUAUUAUCAACAACGUCCCUUCCAGCACCUUUAUUGUUUCCAUCAAGGAAUACCUCCUCAUUUUAUUUAAGGACUAUUUUGAGCGCCUAGAACUUUCCCAAAAUCUCCACACCAGAUUUUACGAAUUUGAAAUAAACCUAGUAAUAGUCAGCAUGAACCCCGUCACGAAAAAGAUACAAGAGCUGAACGCGAACAUUCUGAGCAACCUCACUGUGUCCAAUUUUUACAGCGUCUACUACAACGCUGGUUUGGUUCUACAGCUAGACAAGGUCAAGAUUUUCAAGCCCAAUUUUUACGAUGACUUUAUUAAACACUUUUCCUCCGUCGUUAUUGACUUUUCUUACGAGUCGCUGCAAAGGAGAUGA